UCUAUUCCACCCCAACAAGGUGAUUGGCGUCAGAAUGGGGAAAGAUGAGUGCUACGUCGGUUUCUUCUGCUCUCGCUACUGCCUCAGCCGCCACCGCCACCGCCACCGCAGCCACCUGCCUCCGCCGCAGUAAAUGCAUUUUCACGUCCAAGGCUUUUUCCGCGUCCUCGCAUUACCUCUACCCUUUUCUACUUCGAGUUGCAAAUGAUUCUAAAAGCACUGAAUUGUCUCCUGUUCCUGCCAUUGAAAAAUCAGAGGCUGAUAAGAUUGUGGAUGGCAUGGACUUUGGUGAGCUCUGCAAUGAGUUUGAGUGCAUUAGCAGCCCUUUGGUGGAAUCUACGGCAAGACAACUUGCCCGUGAUAUCCUCCAGCUUCGGGAAGGCAAUCGUGCUCUUGGAACCUAUGCAGUUUCUGUCAGAUACAGGGAUCCAGUUAGAAGUUUUACUGGUCGUGAAAAGUACAAGAGACUACUAUGGGCAACCAGUGCUCUAGAAAAUCCUACUGUGAAUGUGCAGGAAAUGGUGAUGUUAUCGACCAGUGUCCUGAGCAUCAAGUGGACAAUCAAAGGGAAGCCAAAAUCUUUUCUUGCUGGCAUAGCCUCAGAUUUGAUAAUAAGAGUUAAUUCUCAAUUCACUCUCAACCAAAUUAGUGGGCAAGUGAUUGAGCAUGAGGAGUUCUGGGAUUUGUCAUCUUCAUCGGCUAUUGCUCAGGCCUUCUUCUGGACAUCACGACGCCUUUUUGCGGCAACGGAGGCCGGAAAGGAUUUGGCUGAUGUUAUUAAGAACCUAGCAAGCCGUUUCUCAACCAAGAAAGAAAACUUGGAAAUGUAUCCAGACCCCUCAGGUGAUCCAACAAAGUUCUUUGAAAGGGAUGACAGCUUCCAAAGAGAUGCAUACCAAAUUGCACUACUUCUGGCAGUCCUAUAUUUGGUUGUUCAGUUUUUGAGGACAACCUUGUAAUAAUACCUGCCCUGCCUACAUGGAUAAUCAUAAUUAUGUUACAGAUAUUGUAUAUUGUUGUAUAAAUUAAAUUAAUCACACUCUUGGCUUUCA
Molecule: messenger RNA, 1052 nt
Organism: Alnus glutinosa
Lineage: Eukaryota; Viridiplantae; Streptophyta; Magnoliopsida; Fagales; Betulaceae
Exons: 5
Coding region: 45-959 (304 amino acids)
Cellular component (GO): chloroplast
Source: RefSeq, a predicted model, not a curated record